Messenger RNA from Cucumis melo (muskmelon), 1313 nucleotides. Its product is annotated as disease resistance protein RPP2B-like. The record is from RefSeq and is a predicted model, not a curated record. Bases 33 to 1313 code for a protein of 426 amino acids. Lineage: Eukaryota; Viridiplantae; Streptophyta; Magnoliopsida; Cucurbitales; Cucurbitaceae. The transcript is spliced from 5 exons.
GCUUGUAUCUUCAAAAAUGUUCAAAUUUAAGAAUGAUUCAUGAAUCUGUUGGAUCUUUGAAGAAGCUUGAACAAUUGAACCUUAGACAAUGCACUAACCUGGUAAAGCUUCCAAGCUAUCUCAGGUUAAAGUCUCUUGAAUAUUUAUCACUUUCUGGGUGUUGUAAGCUUGAAAGCUUCCCAACAAUUGCUGAAAACAUGAAAUCUUUAUACGAAUUGGAUUUGGAUUUUACUGCCAUAAAGGAGUUACCUUCAUCAAUUGGAUAUCUUACUAAGCUUUCUGAAUUAAAACUUAACGGUUGCACAAACCUCAUCUCCCUUCCCAAUACAAUUUAUUUGUUAAGGAAUCUUGAGAAUCUUCUUCUUAGUGGCUGUUCUAUAUUUGGAAUGUUUCCCUAUACAUGGGACCCAACCAUCCCAACCAUCCAACAAGUAUGCUCUCCUUCAAAAAUGAUGGAAACAGCUUCCUGGAGCUUAGAAUUUCCCAAUUUACUAGUACUAAAUGAAAGUUUAUGUGCACAUUUCACUUUGUUGGAUCUUGAAUCUUGCAACAUAUCAAAUGCAAAAUUUUUAGAAAUUUUAUGUGAUGUUGCCCCUUUCUUAUCUGAUCUACGUUUGUCCGAAAAUAAAUUCUCUAGUUUACCCUCAUGUCUUCACAAGUUCAUGUCCUUAUGGAAUCUUGAAUUAAGGAAUUGUAAGUUUCUUCAAGAAAUUCCAAACCUUCCCCAAAACAUACAAAAUUUAGAUGCCAGUGGUUGCAAAUCGUUGGCUCGAAGUCCAGAUAACAUUGUGGAUAUAAUAUCAAUAAAACAGGACCUCGCAUUGGGUGAGAUUUCAAGGGAAUUCUUAUUAAUGGGCGUUGAUAUUCCAGAAUGGUUCAGCUAUAAGACUGCCUCCAAUUUGGUGAGUGCUAGCUUUCGUCACUAUCCAGACAUGGAAAGAACUUUGGCUGCCGGCGUUAGUUUCAAAGUGAAUGGAGAUUCAUAUGCAAGAGGGGCCCGAAUUUCAUGCAAUAUAUUCAUCUGCAAUAAACUCCAUUUUUCUUUUUCAAGACCAUUUCUUCCAUCAAAAUCAGAAUAUAUGUGGUUAAUAACAACUUCUCUAGCGUGGGGUUCCAUGGAGGUGAAUGAUUGGAAUAAAGUUUUGGUCUGGUUUGAGGUUCAUGAAGCACAUAGUGAGGUUAAUGCAACUAUAACAAGGUGCGGUGCCCAUGUCACUGAAGAGCUCCAUGUGAUACAAAAUGGAUGUGAAGUGGCCGAUGGUAAAUUAUGCCGAUUUUUAUCAACUAGAGAAAUUGCAAAGCCUGGAUAUUGA